Molecule: messenger RNA, 723 nt
Organism: Verticillium alfalfae VaMs.102
Lineage: Eukaryota; Fungi; Ascomycota; Sordariomycetes; Glomerellales; Plectosphaerellaceae
Product: PQ loop repeat protein
Exons: 1
Coding region: 1-723 (240 amino acids)
Source: RefSeq, a predicted model, not a curated record
AUGUUUGGCCAGUCUGGUCUUUUCCUUGUCUUCUUCCGAUCUGAAGAUGCAGAUGUGCCCGAAGAAGAGCUGACUGGCGAACCGCCCAAGUGGCACACUGCGGUCACUGUCGGGCUGCUGUGUGUGUUCCACGCCGUCAUCAUCAUCAUCCUGACAGGUGUUUUUGCCGUCGCAUUGAAGAGUCAUCUUAACUUUUGGGCCAACCUGCUAGGUGUCAUGGCAGCCGCGCUCGCCGCUGUCCAGUAUAUUCCUCAAAUCUGGACGACCUAUCACUUGAAACAUGUCGGCAGUCUCAGCAUUCCCAUGAUGUGUAUUCAGACCCCGGGCGGGUAUCUCUUUGCGUUUAACUUGUGGCUCAGGUUGGGUGCCGAGGGAUGGAGCACGUGGGGCAUCUUUCUCCUGACGGCUACCAUGCAAGGCAUCCUACUGGGCAUGGCCAUCUACUAUGAGUUGACCAAAGAGCGAGACCAAAGCGAGAUUGAGAACAACGGUUUGGAUGACGACGAGCCUCAAAGGCCAAACCCUAUCCGUACCUACUCCGAGGGCUGGCAGGACGGCCUGCCCGGGCCCUACACGGCCCAUCCAGAGCGUUACGCUGAAACAGAGGAGGAGCUCGAGAGACUGCACGACCGCGAGGAACGCCAAGUUCUCCGUGAGGAUAGACCUCUGCUGCGACCAGGUGGCAUUGGCACACCACGAGUCAACUACAACACGACUAGUUGA